Plasmodium gaboni is the source of this 1407-nucleotide messenger RNA. RefSeq names its product putative RNA 3'-terminal phosphate cyclase-like protein. NCBI's taxonomy places the organism in Eukaryota, Apicomplexa, Aconoidasida, Haemosporida, Plasmodiidae. Gene Ontology annotation, molecular function: RNA endonuclease activity. Gene Ontology annotation, cellular component: nucleolus. The transcript has a single exon. The record is from RefSeq and is a predicted model, not a curated record. Gene Ontology annotation, biological process: endonucleolytic cleavage of tricistronic rRNA transcript (SSU-rRNA, 5.8S rRNA, LSU-rRNA). The coding region runs from base 1 to 1407 and encodes 468 amino acids.
AUGGAAUUUUGUGGAAGCAAUUUUUUUCGUCUGCGUCUGGCUUUAAGCCUAAUAAGUGGUAAAGCCAUUACAAUUAAGAAUAUAAGAAAUAAGAGGAUAAGUAAAAUUAAAAAAGAGAAAAUGAAUAAUGAAAUACAUAUAGAAGAAGAAAGAUCAUACGAGAAAAGUAAUGAUAGUUAUAAUGUUGUUGGUCUUAAAGAAUAUGAAGCGAAAAUAUUAAAAUUAAUUGAUAAAUUAUGUGAUAAUACUACUAUUAAGAUUAAUGAAGAAGGAGAUGAAUUAUAUUUUGAACCAGGAUAUCUUAUUGGUAAUUCAAAUGAAGAAGAUCCCAAAAAUAUUUAUAAUAUGACUUUUCAUUGUGGUAAAGAAAGAAGUAUAACAUAUUAUUUAGAAUUUCUUAUUAUGAUAGUUAUGUUUUUUAAAAACCCUGUAAAUAUAUUAUUAAAAGGUAUUACAGAUGAUAAUAUUGAUAAUAAUGUUUAUACUUGUAAAAUAAUAUGUGAACAUUUUUUUAAAGAAAUAUUAAAAUUAAAUGAAGAUUUUUUAUAUAUUAAUAUUUUAAAAAGAUCAACAAAACCUGAAUGUUCAGGUGAAGUUCAUUUCUUUAUGAGAAAUAUUAAAAAAAUAAAUCCUUUUGAUAUAACUAAUGUUGGUGUAGUUAAAAAAAUAAGUGGAUCAAUUGUAUCAAAUAAUAUUUCUUUAAUCUUUAGAAAUAAAAUUAUGAACCUUGCAAAAAAACAAUUAUAUCAUUUUACACCUUAUAUUAAUAUUGACACACCAAAGGAAGAUAAAAAAAAUAAAAAUAUAAAUUCUCAUUUUAUAUCUUUUUCGUUGUUUGCUCAUACAAAAUGUAAUUCUAUAUAUGCUACAGAUAUAUGUGUAGAUGAAUUAUUUUUAAACAAACUCAAACAGGGUAUACAUAAUAACAAAAAAUAUUCAGCUAUGCAAGAUAUUAUGUCAUAUAGUUUGGAUGACAAACAAUAUUAUAUUAAUGACAAUAAUCAUAAUAAGGAUGAAAAUAUAUCACCUACAUAUACACAAAAGGAUGAACAGAACAUUAUAAAAGCAGAACAAAAACAUAAUAAUUUAAAUGAUGUUGAUAUUUAUGAACGCCUAGGAUUUUUUAUAUCUUUAAAAAUGAUCAAUCAGAUUAAAGGAUUAUCAUCCAUAGAUACAAAUUAUCAAUGGUUACCUUUACUAUGUAUGGCUUUAGCUGGUGACACCUCUGUUUCUAAAAUAUCUUUAAGUGUUAUAAAACCAUAUUCUAUUACACUCAUUAGAUUAUUGCGUGAUUUUUUUAAUGUGGUUUUUAAAAUAGAAAAAGUGCAAAAAUCACAAAUUCAUUAUUCCUAUCUCAUUCAGUGUGUUGGAAUAGGAUAUCAAAAUAUUUUCAAAAAAACUUUCUAA